AUGGUAAUAUUUUGUAUUCUUUGGAUUUACUUGUCGUGGAAUUUGAGUCAAUCUGUUUGGAGAUUCAAAUCUAUACCAAAACAAUAUAUCGACCCAAAAGGCAAAGCUGUUCUCAUCACUGGAUGCGAUUCAGGAUUUGGUAACAAAUUAGCAAAACGUUUAGCAACUAAAGGAUACCAUGUUUUUGCCGGUUGUCUUAUGCCAACUGAAUCUGGCGCUCAAGACUUGGGACAUGAAUUCCCCGAAAAUAUUACAAUUAUUCCAUUAGAUGUGACCAAAGAUGACAGUGUAUUGAAUGCCAGAAAACUGGUUCAAAAUGCACUCAAACAGAAUGAGCUCUGGUCUGUCGUUAAUAACGCCGGGAUAUUGUCUUCAUUUGAAAUAGAGUUUGGAGACAUGUCUUCAUUUGUCUCCCAAAUGGAAGUCAAUUGUUUGGGAACAGUUCGGGUGACAAAAGCAUUUCUACCACUUUUGAGAUUAUCGAAAGGCCGUGUCGUGAAUAUGGCGAGUCUUGCGGGCCGUUUCGCCAUCCCUGGAAUGGUUGGCUAUUGUCUGUCCAAAUGUGGUGUCAUCUCAUUCUCGGAGGGAUUGAGACGAGAAAUGAAGAAAUGGCAAAUUGAUGUCAUUUGUAUUGAACCCCAUCUCUUCAGAACAAAUCUAGUGAAUGGAAAUAAUCAUAACUCUGCGUUAGUCAAGGCAUGGGAUCAGACACCAGAAGAUAUUAGGGAAGCGUAUGGCGAGACAUACUUUCGUGGUUAUCAAGCGCUGUUAAAUAAGGCGUUGGAUACGGCCAGACCUGCGGUCGACAAUGUGGUCGACACUAUGUUUAAUGCGGUGACAAACAAAUCAGUUUCCACUAACUAUAGAGUUUUGGGUCCACUCGAGAGACUCAGAGUUUGGAUGUUUGAGUUCUUGUGGCCGACCAGAGCUCUCGAUUACAUUUCAUAUAUUGGCUGUAUUUGGGCCACAGUUCAUAAACACCAAACGCAUCAAUCGUUUAGAGAUCGUACUCUUAAAGCACAGGUUCCUCAGCUCUGGCUCCUCGUAAAGAUCGGCCAAUUUUAA
Molecule: messenger RNA, 1065 nt
Organism: Medioppia subpectinata
Lineage: Eukaryota; Metazoa; Arthropoda; Arachnida; Sarcoptiformes; Oppiidae
Source: the annotation of a GenBank genome assembly